Messenger RNA from Eruca vesicaria subsp. sativa (arugula), 420 nucleotides. Lineage: Eukaryota; Viridiplantae; Streptophyta; Magnoliopsida; Brassicales; Brassicaceae. The record is from the annotation of a GenBank genome assembly.
AUGAAGAGAAAAUCUCAGGAGGAAUCUACUGAUUGUGCUCCGCCGCAGAAGGUCCAGAGAGAAGAUGAUUCCAUCAACGAAGAGCUCGUUGGAGAUAACAAACCUCCGGCCAAAGAAUUCCCCUUCACCCUUGACUCCUUUCAGUCUGAAGCUAUCAAGUGCCUCGAUAACGGCGAAUCGGUUAUGGUUUCAGCUCAUACAUCUGCUGGUAAAACAGUUGUGGCAUCCUAUUCAAUUGCCAUGUCUUUGAGGGAGAACCAAAGGGUUAUUUACACUUCCCCUAUUAAGGCCCUUAGUAAUCAGAAGUACAGAGAUUUCAAAAAAGAGUUUUCUGACGUUGUUUUGAUGACUGGGGAUGUCACAAUUGAUCCCAAUGCUUCUUGUCUUGUCAUGACAACAGAGAUAUUGCGUAGCAUGUAG